GCGGAAUUCAGUAUCCCUGAACAAAAAUCAAUUGAUUUCACACGUUAAAGCUCACCAAUUGCCCAACUAGCGUAACUUAGCGCCGCCGAGUCGUUGCAAUGGACCGAUAGGUGCAAGAUCUAUCGGAUCCACUAAGACGAAUUGCCAAGAAAUGCUGCUACGGAGCUACAGUAAAAUCGGCGGGCCUGUAGGGAGCUUUCCCAAGCGGCGGGGCUUACCCAUUCUUAAGGCUACCGCCCAACCCAUCUCCCUUCCCUUCUCGUCCUCCUCCUCCUCCACCACCAGUCCAAGCUACCGAGCCAUCACCACCGCACCCACCUUCACUCCCGCCACAACGCCAGGACCCCAGUACGAUCCCGGCCCUCCACAGCUGCUGGGCCGCCGCCUCACCCUCAACCCCUUGCAUGGCCUGGUUGCCUGGUUAGGCCCCGCAGAGCAGGGGGGGCUGCU
Molecule: messenger RNA, 450 nt
Organism: Astrephomene gubernaculifera
Lineage: Eukaryota; Viridiplantae; Chlorophyta; Chlorophyceae; Chlamydomonadales; Astrephomenaceae
Source: the annotation of a GenBank genome assembly